AUUCCUUUGGUAGGUACAGGUCCCUGUAGAGAUUUCCAGGUAAGAAGCAGAGCUGUGGGAGAAGCUGAUCAGUUAAGCCCUGCAAACUCAACUUUCGUUAAGAGGAGUUUUUCAAGGAAGAACCUGGAUUAGACCCAGAGAUGACGUACCCUGUUUGAUUUCUUUUCUCCUUGCACUCUGACCAGCUUUGUGUUUAGGCAGGCUUUUGUUUCUGGCUCCGAGUGUGUCUCGGGGUGUUAAGGGUGAUGUGCUUAGCUUGAUUGGCUCGGCUUGCUUGGGAGUGCUUUGUUCUUCCCACCACCCUCAGGUCAGUUGUGCAACAUGCCCCUACUGCUCAGGAAACAAAAAAAAAGGAGAAAGGAAAAAAAAAGAAAGAAAUGCUGAGUAAUGCCAGAGGUUUCUCAAAUGGCUGAUGCAAACCUGGAGAAUUUGCAUCAUCAUUCAGCUGGAGUAACUUGGUAUGACAAGAGCUUAAAUACAAGUCCAUGCGGAAGCUGAGCUGGUUCCCAAUGAUAGGGCAGUACCAGCUCGCAGUGUGAAAGUGCAGGUGUUCCUGAGCAGUGCUCUGAUUGCAGUAAAGGCUCAAAUACACUUCAGGAGCUCUCUACCUGUGUGUAGGAGCAGCUGGAAAGAUAAGAGAGGGCAGAGGAAGAGACCAAGUGGUUGGCUACACAGAGGGGGAAAAAAAAGUCUUGAGUUUCUGCCGAAAACUUUUUUCCCUGUGCUUGCCGUCGGUGUGCUGGUGGCACUGUAGCAUGUAUAGGAAAGCUGCUGUAACCACGGUCUCUAAUGGAAGCUACUUUCAGGGGCAAGCUAAUGGCAGGUUGCCCUCUAUGGACAGCGAACAGCCAGCCCAGGAGGGAAAAGUUGUGCUGAAGAAGAAAGUGACACUUUUGAGAGGGAUAUCCAUCAUAAUUGGCACUAUCAUUGGAGCUGGCAUCUUCAUCUCUCCCAAAGGCAUCCUAAAGAACACGGGCAGCGUGGGCAUGUCCUUGACUGUCUGGACAGUGUGUGGUAUCCUCUCGCUCUUCGGUGCCCUCUGCUAUGCUGAAUUAGGAACAUGUAUUAAGAAAUCUGGUGGUCACUACACCUACAUCCUGGAGGCCUUUGGCCCCUUGCCUGCUUUUGUGAGAGUCUGGGUUGAGUUACUCAUCAUUCGCCCUGCUGCCACAGCAGUGAUAUCAUUGGCCUUUGGACGUUACAUUUUGGAACCUUUCUUUAUGCAGUGUGAAAUCCCAGAACUUGCAAUUAAACUUAUUACAGCUGUUGGCAUCACGCUGGUGAUGGUCCUGAACAGCACAAGUGUCAGCUGGAGUGCCCGCAUACAGAUAUUCCUUACCUUUUGCAAGCUUGUAGCAAUUCUGAUAAUUAUAGUCCCUGGAGUUAUCCAGCUAAUUAGAGGAGAAACACAGCACUUUAAAAAUGCCUUUGCGGGGAAUGAUGCCAGUGUUAUGGGAUUACCACUUGCUUUCUAUUCAGGAAUGUAUGCCUAUUCAGGCUGGUUUUACCUCAAUUUUGUUACUGAAGAAGUGGAAAACCCUGAGAAAAACAUACCCCUCGCAAUAUGCAUUUCAAUGAUUAUCGUCACAGUUGGCUAUGUGUUAACAAACGUGGCUUAUUUCACUACAAUCAGUGCUGGGGAAUUGCUCCUUUCAAAAGCUGUAGCAGUGACCUUUGCUGAACGGCUGAUGGGAAACUUUUCUUUAGCUGUACCAGUAUUUGUUGCUCUCUCCUGCUUUGGAUCUAUGAAUGGCGGCAUUUUCGCAGUCUCCAGGAUGUUCUUCGUUGCAUCCCGUGAGGGUCACCUUCCGGAAAUUCUCUCCAUGAUUCAUGUCCGCAAGCACACUCCUCUGCCAGCUGUCAUUGUUUUGCAUCCUCUCACAAUGAUAAUGUUAUUCACCGGGGAUCUCUACAGCCUCCUGAAUUUCCUCAGUUUUGCCAGGUGGCUUUUUAUUGGAUUGGUAGUUGCUGGGUUGAUUUAUCUCAGAUAUAAACGUCCUGAUAUGCCUCGUCCUUUCAAGGUACCUCUAUUUAUUCCAGCGUUGUUUUCCUUCACCUGCCUCUUCAUGGUUGCAUUGUCACUUUACUCUGAUCCAGUGAAUACAGGGAUUGGAUUUGCAAUAACCCUGACAGGAGUUCCUGCCUACUACCUCUUUAUUGUAUGGGACAAGAAGCCAAAGUGGUUCAGAAACCUCCUAGACAAGCUAACUGUGACAUUGCAAAUCCUCUUGGAAGUUGUCCCAUCAGAGGAAGACCAGAAAUCAUGAUCAUCAUGUACAGCUUUUGGCUUGGUGUUUCAUCUCUACCUGAAGAGGGCAGAGGGAUUUAUCCCCUUACCUUACCCUUGUUCUGCAAACUGGAGGAACAAGUAGCAGCUGAGAUGGAUACUGAGAGAGUCAAUUACCAGAACUACAUUUUAUGAUGUUGCAAAUUUUUGUUUUAAUAUGAUGGGUUUAUGCAUAGAAAGCAAGAACUUGUGCUACGAGGGAGCUAAUCUCUUCCCUAUUUCUUUUGUUACAGUGUCAUAUUUUAACAAACCUUAGGUUCUUCAGGCUAGGAUUUUGGAUGCAUUGUCACUGAAAAUAGGUUUAAGUAAUGUGUAAGUAGUAGUCACGUGUACUGUGAAGAAUGUAUCCUGCUUGCUGUCCCUGAAGAACCUGACUCUCCUCAGAGAAAGGGUGAGAUAAAGCUGCUGAGUUUCACUUACUAGUGUUCUUCCCGUCAGUCCACUUGUUAGCCUGAUCUGAUGACUUCUGGCUCACCAGGAGCACCAACAUGCUGAUGCAAAAGCACAACUGUUUCCACACCUUUGUGGUGGCAAAGGUUUCUUCAUUCCAGAGUUGUUAUACUAUAGCUAUAUAUACUAUACUAUAUAGUUAUACUAUAUACUGUACUAUAGGAACAUCUCCUGAGAAUUAGUAUUCCUGACAGUGAGGCAGGAAGAUUUUAGCCUGGGGACUAAUUUUAUACAUGUUAAAGUUUCUACCAGUCUGGAAUUGGUUACUGUUUCAGCCAAUGUUUCUCUGUGUACAUAGGUAUAGGAAAUACAGCAACUGAGUAAUCACCUCCAAAUGAGCGAAAGCAUUUAGAUGCAGCCUCCGUUGCUGUAUGAGUAUUUUCUAUCUGGAGGCUUGUGGACCUGCAGUUAUCAGUCAGGCAAAACUGAUUUUAGAGUUUUAUAUCGUUGUCAGUGGGCAGAAAUCAAUAAUAGUUACUACUAAGAAUACUGUAUAGACAAGGCAAUAAAUGAAAUACCUUUUUAUGAAAGGUAUAAGGCACGCUACAACAGAUCUGUUGAUUUGAGCAGGAUAUUUGCCUAAUCUCUGGGCUUGAGAUUCAAGCACACUCCAAUUAACUGGGCUCUGAAACACCAAGGAAAAGGUGCUCUGCCGAUGUCUUCUUCCCAGUUUUAUCUCAGCAGAAACAGAGAAAGGCCAUGAAAACUGAUAAACGAAAUUCAUCUUUGGAAUGAUGUUCAAGCUGAAAUUUGGCUCAAACCUGAGCUCAUUUUACCUUUUUUAAAAACAGUUGUAGAUGAAAAGAUUUUUAAUGCUUAGAAAUUCAGUUUUAUAUUGUUAGACUACUCAACCUUAAGAUUAAGGUUUGUUAUCACUCAAUCAAGAAUACAAUGCUUAAAUAUUGAAUGCACUACUGUUUUAGCUGUAUGCUGUCAGCAAGUCAUAUGUUUCAAGGAAACUUUUAUGGAACUAAGCAACAUUAAACUUCCUAAAUUGGGAGAAAAGUACAACUGGUAGCCAUACCACUACAAUAGAGGGAGACUGUGUAUUGUAUAUAUGUUGUAUAUAUCCAGAAUAUCAACUGUUUUAAGGGUGUACAGUAAAAUGCCUUAAAUUUAUACAUGUUUUUCUUUCUUGUAUUUCUGUGGUGGAAUUUCAUAGAAGUAGAGAAAUGUGAGCAAUUAAUUCUGUAGAAGAGUGGUAAUUUAAGACACAGAAAACAUCUUGCAAAUACUUUUUUCUUAAAAUGUUUUCUGUUUGCAGUAACUUAAAAUGUUAUUUGAAACUUUUUUAGGCAAACCUUUUGAGAGCGAUUUUUAUACUGACAGUGCAUGUGUUUCAUUAGUAUUUGCAUUUGGGUCAAAAUUCUGCUUUUGAUGCCAUCUCCUGCCAUCCCAGUCCUCCAGAGUUUAGCCUGUGUCAUUGUGGAGCAUCUUCAGAGUAUACAAACUGCACUUCUCUCUGAUAAAAAUAGACUACAUGAUGCCCUCCAGGACUGCAACUAACACACUCCUCUGCUGAUGGAUGCUGAGUGCACAGGAUCCCACCAGGGCUAGUCCAAAGCGAAAACACCUGAACACUGGUAGUGUGGGUGCCAGGUUUUCAGCAUCAACUGUUUAAUUCCAAGCAUUCACUCCUGUUGUGCCACAUUACUUGAAAGUUUAAAUGGAGGCAAUGUUAACUUAUGGAAAUAAAUGGGCUCUGUAGAUAUAA
Messenger RNA from Melopsittacus undulatus (budgerigar), 4451 nucleotides. It is a transcript of the gene SLC7A11, whose product is annotated as solute carrier family 7 member 11. Lineage: Eukaryota; Metazoa; Chordata; Aves; Psittaciformes; Psittaculidae. Gene Ontology annotation, molecular function: L-amino acid transmembrane transporter activity. The record is from RefSeq and is a predicted model, not a curated record. Gene Ontology annotation, cellular component: membrane. The transcript has 12 exons. Bases 756 to 2267 code for a protein of 503 amino acids. Gene Ontology annotation, biological process: amino acid transmembrane transport.